AUGAACAGCCCAACCAGCCCUCGUCGAUCCCGCCCUGGACACGAUCUCCUCGCGAGGCUCCCUGACCAGAUCCUCGUGCAGAUCCUUGAGACUGUCUCUCACAUGUCCAAGCGGUCCCUUUGCCAAGUAUCCCGGCUCAGCAAGCGGUACCAUGCCGUCGCCGACGCGAUCCUGUACAAGACACUGCACUUCUCUGACCCAGAGCUGCACCUCAUCUUCAGCCAGUCCCUCCAGCGUCGCCCACGUCGUGGCUCGGCCAUCCACGAGUUCAAGCUGGCGUACCCCGCAUCCGAGCUGUCACAGCUGAUGCUCGAGGCGCCUGUCCAUGGUUCCUACUACGACCAGGCACCCGUGCGCUACGACAGUCUAUCACGCACCAUCUCUGUCAUGUCCAACCUGGAAACCCUGGACAUUGCCGUGCCCGUCAGGCUCCUCCCGGGGAUAGGCAAGCUGUUCGGCGGCCCGUUCGACCUGGCUUGUCUCCGAUCAUGUACUCUCUUCUAUCAGACGGAGCAUGGGGAGUACUGGGACCUGCAGGAGAACAUUCACAUUUUUGCGCACCCGACCCUCGAGACCCUGGUGAUCAAGCGGGCCAAGCUGGACCAUACGGGUUUCGACUACAUUGAGCAACCUCACGAGACGGCCCUCGAGAAGCUCCAUCUCAUCGAGUGCGAUUUCAACGACGACGCACUCACCGAUAUCCUCAUGUUUCCCAAGGCACUCACCGAGUUCGUCAUGACACAGACCAGCGAACCCUCCCCGGAACUCGAAGAGAGCUCGGAUCGGAUGGACCACUACAUCCUGGCCCUGCAGUCCGCCUGUCACUCACUAGUCACGAUCACCAUUGAUUUCCCUACAUUGUCGGGCCACAAAGCCCUCCGUAUGAGAGACUUUGAGGCCCUCAAGACGCUCCGCAUCAACUGGGACUAUCAGCUCUUUGGCAAGUCGUCGGCGAAACCGAGGAUGCACUCUGUCGGGCUGCCUCCCAACCUAGAGACAUUGGAAUUCUUCAACCCCCUUGGGACGGACGACGAGGUGACGGAUCUUCUCGAGUACACGUUGGAGAAAAUCAAGGUCAACGCCCAACACCUAAGACAUUUCAUUGUGGUGGACGAUGAGGAGCAUAGAGUCCCGCGGCAGGUGAUUGCCGCGUGCAGGACACAGCCGCAGAUACACUUGGAUAUCAUUGGAAAUCUGGACGAAGACAAAGUAGACGAUUAG
Messenger RNA from Emericellopsis cladophorae, 1221 nucleotides. RefSeq lists its product as uncharacterized. Gene Ontology annotation, molecular function: protein binding. The transcript has a single exon. Lineage: Eukaryota; Fungi; Ascomycota; Sordariomycetes; Hypocreales; Bionectriaceae. Bases 1 to 1221 code for a protein of 406 amino acids. The record is from RefSeq and is a predicted model, not a curated record.